Jatropha curcas is the source of this 677-nucleotide messenger RNA. RefSeq names its product Heavy metal transport/detoxification superfamily protein (gene HIPP21). The record is from RefSeq and is a predicted model, not a curated record. Gene Ontology annotation, molecular function: metal ion binding. NCBI's taxonomy places the organism in Eukaryota, Viridiplantae, Streptophyta, Magnoliopsida, Malpighiales, Euphorbiaceae.
GCAACUUUCCUAUAUAAAAGACCGAGUCCCUCACUCUCGCUUCUCUAUAUCCUAUUCUCUGUUUCUCUGUGUCUGUUUAGCUUUCUUUCUGGUAAAGAGAAGCAAAAAUGGGUGCUAUUGAUUAUCUCUCCAACUUUUGCACUGUCACCAGCACAAGAAGCAAACGCAAACCAAUGCAGACAGUUGAAAUCAAAGUGAAGAUGGACUGUGAUGGAUGUGAAAGAAGAGUUAAGAAUGCUGUUUCCUCCAUGAGAGGAGUAAAGACAGUGGAAGUGAACAGAAAACAAAGCAGGGUAGUAGUAAGUGGAUAUGUUGAUCCAAACAAGGUGUUAAAGAGAGUGAAGAGCACAGGCAAGAGAGCUGAAUUUUGGCCAUAUAUACCUCAACAUUUAGUGCACUAUCCAUAUGCAUCUGGUGCCUAUGACAAAAGGGCACCCGCGGGCUAUGUUCGAAAUGUUGUGCAAGCUUUUCCUGCCUCUACUGCGCCUGAGGACAACAUUGCCUCUAUCUUUAGCGAUGAUAACGUCCAUGCUUGCUCUAUUAUGUAAUUGAUUAAUCUUUUCUAAUUUAGUUUCUUAAACUAUUGUUAAAAUGGGUUGCUUUCCUUUUUUCAAGCAAGACCUUCUUAUAAUAUAUUUAUAUAUCUAUCCCUAUUAAUGUAUUAGUUUAUACUUUUA